AUGAUUCAAGAUUCAUUUACUAUGCGAAGAGAUGCAUUUGAAACACAUCCAGCUAUUCAAUCUGGUUUAGAUUUAAUUGAUACAAAUGGUCAACAUACAUAUAUGCUGGAAUUACUCUGUUUAUGUAUUCCUAAAAACGAAUUUAUUGAUUUUAAAUGUGAUGAAGAAUAUGAAGCAAACGAAGAUAAACAUAAAGAAAGUUGA
Rotaria sordida is the source of this 204-nucleotide messenger RNA. The record is from the annotation of a GenBank genome assembly. Lineage: Eukaryota; Metazoa; Rotifera; Eurotatoria; Philodinida; Philodinidae.